Exophiala spinifera is the source of this 909-nucleotide messenger RNA. RefSeq lists its product as uncharacterized. Lineage: Eukaryota; Fungi; Ascomycota; Eurotiomycetes; Chaetothyriales; Herpotrichiellaceae. The record is from RefSeq and is a predicted model, not a curated record. Gene Ontology annotation, molecular function: oxygen binding; heme binding. Bases 1 to 909 code for a protein of 302 amino acids. The transcript has a single exon.
AUGUGCUGCAAGAGAGAUUUGGCAGCCCUUCGAGUGAAGUUGAUCCACCGGAAGCCCUCGUGGGCAGUCUUUGUCCGCCGGCUGCCGCAGAGACAGAGCGUGAGUGAAUCGGAGCAAGUCAUAUAUAAAAGUGUUCAUCCUCCCCAACUCACCGUCCGGUCUGUUUUCUUCGAAGCAGACUAUAUACAAAAGAAGUACGACUUCCCCGCUCUUCCCAAAAAGAAAGGAUUCGCUAUCUUGGUCCUCUACAACAAGACAAGGCUCGACAGCACGGCAACCAUGCAGCACAUCGACGGGGCACUCAUCACCCACGACCUCCCGGCCCGCAUGGCAUACCUGCAGUCGUUCCUCCAGUGGGAUCCGGAGAAGGACGGACCUCUCAUCGAAGCGUGCAAACCGGUUCUGGCGCCGUUGCUGAACGGCAUCGUCGAUGCCGUCUACGAACAUCUGCUCAAGUACGACAUCACCGCCGCCACGUUCGCGCCCGCACAGUCCGCCGACGGCGCAUCGGUCGACGUACGCGAGCUCAACAUCGACCACGCAAACAUCAAAUUCAGAAAGGAUUUCCUCAAGGGAUACCUGGUCAGAUUGGUGUCCAACCACGACUGGACGCCCGGGAGCAAGUUCUGGGACUACAUCGACAAAGUCGGCAAGGCGCACACGGGCUCGAUGGAUUCCGGGCUGAAGCACAGGAAGAACAAACCCCCUCUGUUCGUCGAGUAUCGCGACAUAAACCUACUGCUGGGGUGGGUCGAGAAUGCCGUCACCGACAUUGUCAUGGGCGUCGAGGCCCUCGACGUCAAGACCAAGGUCGACAUCUUGAAAGCCCUGAACAAAUACUGGUGGCUUCAAAACGACCUUUUUGCGAGACACUACGUCAACGAUUUGUCAGAAGUGACGCCAUCCUAA